AUGCCCCCAGCACCGGAAAUCCAGACUGCUGCCCCAAGCACGGAAAUCCAGCAACUACGCCCCCAGCACGGAAAUCCAGCAACAGCCUCCCCCAGCACCAGUAUUCCAGCAACUACUGCCCCCAGCACCGGAAAUCCAGCAACUUCUGCCCCAAGCACCGGAAAUCCAGCAACUGCCUCCCCCAGCACGGAAUCAGCAACUAGUGCCCCAGCACCGGAAUCCAGCAACGCUGCCCAAGCACUGGAAAUCCAGCAACUACUCCCCCAGCACCGGAAAUCCAGCAACUACACCGGUAAUCCAGCAACUACUGCUCCCAGCACCGGAAAUCCAGCAACUACUGCCCCAAGCACCGGAAAUCCAGCAACUGCCGCCCCCAGCACUGGAAAUCCAGCAACUGCCUCCCCCAGCACAGGGAACCCAGCUACACCUACUCCAAGUACUGCAAACCCCAACACCUUGAGUCCAACUCCCGCGAGCCCAAGCACGUUUACAUCAAGGUCCCAACUAGAGACUGCAUUGGGCACGUUGAAUAAUUGUGACGGGGAUUACUCUCCGACUGGACCAUAUGGUGCAAUAUCAACUUGGGAUGUAAGUGGAGUAUCAGACUUCUCCGCUAUCUUUCUAAACUGCAAUGCCUUCAAUGAAGAUAUAUCUAGUUGGGACACUAGCCAGGUCACAAUUUCAGCAAACAUGUUCGAUGGUGCCUCAAUUUUCAAUGCUGAUGUAUCAAGUUGGGAUGUCAGUUCUGUCACUGACUUUAGUUCCAUGUUCAAUGGCGCAACAUUCUUCAACCAAAACUUGAAUGUGUGGGGCUUCAGAAUCUCCAGUACCACCGCACCCACAACAAACAUGUUUGUGGGGACUUCAUGCCCUACAACCACAGAUCCGGACCUCACAGUGAGUCCCAAGGGACCAUUUUGCUACCCUUGAAUAUUGUUCAUGAAAUUCCAAUCCAAAACCUUACAUCAAGGUUCAUCAAGGUUCAUCAAAAAACUACAAACUAGCAUGCGUAUACAGUAUUGUGUAAGCCAUAAGUUUUCAUUUCAUAACA
Molecule: messenger RNA, 1051 nt
Organism: Seminavis robusta
Lineage: Eukaryota; Bacillariophyta; Bacillariophyceae; Naviculales; Naviculaceae
Source: the annotation of a GenBank genome assembly